Molecule: messenger RNA, 2738 nt
Organism: Oryza sativa Japonica Group (Japanese rice)
Lineage: Eukaryota; Viridiplantae; Streptophyta; Magnoliopsida; Poales; Poaceae
Source: RefSeq, a predicted model, not a curated record
AUUUAUUUUUCUUUCUACCAACAGCAUACGCUGAGAAGAGUUUGGAGGCAGGAGGAAAUGCAGCAAGCUUGCCAAACAACAUGGUAUGAGUUUCCCUGGUGAUCUUUUGAUCUCUUAUUUUCUUCCCCUGUUAUGUCUGAAACUCUGAAUAUGACAAGAUCAGGCUCAUGUUUCAGUUAGAAUUAGUGAACGUCGUCAUGCACCAGAGGAAAGCAAUAGAGGAUACAAUGAGGAAGAAGAAGAAGCAGCAGCUUCACAAAUUCGAGAUGUUGCCGUCUCCCUACGACACGGCAUGGGUGGCCAUGGUGCCUCUGCCCGGAUCAUCAUCUCAGCUUCCAUGCUUCCCACAAUGCGUUGAGUGGAUACUACAGAACCAGCAGAGCAAUGGUUCUUGGGACCUCAACCAGCUGGACUCAAUCACCAAGGAUGCUCUCUUGUCCACACUGGCUUGUGUUCUUGCACUCAGGAGAGGACUGCUUUUUAUUGGAAGGAAUUUCUCCAUUGCUAUGGAUGAGCAGCUGGCUGCUCCUAUUGGAUUCAAUAUAACUUUUCCUGGUAUGCUUAGCUCUGUAAUUGAGAUGGGUUUGGAGGUUCCUAUUGGACAAACCGACGUCGAAAGAGUACUUCAUCUCCAGGAAACGGAAUUGAAAAGAGAAUAUGAGGAGAACUAUCGUGGGAGAAACACAUAUAUGGCAUAUGUGUCAGAAGGAUUAGGGAAUGCCCAAGACUGGAAUGAAGUUAUGAAUUUCCAGAGGAAGAACGGAUCAUUGUUCAACUCCCUUUCCAUAACAGCUGCGGUGUUAGUCCAUAAUUAUGAUGCUAAAGCUCACCGAUACUUAAAUUUGCUUCUGAACAAAUUUGGCACUGCAGUGUAUACGAAAAAUAUACAUCGCCAACUUUCCAUGCUUGAUGCGCUUGAAAAUAUGGGAAUAUCUCGGCAUUUUGAUGGUGAGAUCAAGAGUAUACUGGACAUGACAUACAGUUGUUGGUUACAGAGAGAUGAGGAAGUUAUGCUGGACAUCACAACAUGUGCAAUGGCAUUUCGUAUUCUUCGGAUGAAUGGAUAUGAUGUUUCUUCUGAUGACCUGUGUCAUAUCGCUGAAGUUUCUGAUUUCCAUAGUUCGCAUCAAGGAUAUUUGAGUGACACAAGAACAUUACUAGAACUAUACAAGGCUUCAGAAGUCAGUGUUGCAGAUAAUGAGUUUAUUCUAGAUAGAAUAGGCUCUUGGUCAGGUCGGUUACUGAAGGAACAGCUUAGCUCUGGUGCGUUGCAAAGAACUUCAUCAAUAUUUGAAGAGGUGGAACAUGCUCUUGACUGUCCGUUCUACGCAACAUUGGAUCGUCUAGUCCAUAAAAGGAACAUCGAACAUUUUGCCGCGAUGAGCAUAUAUCAUAUGCUCAAAACAACAUACCUGCCUUGUCAAACCGCUCAAGAUCUUGUAGCUUUGGGUGCCAGAAAUUUCAGUACUACUCAAUCUAUUUACCAGGAUGAACUUGAGCGUAUAGACAGUUGGGUGAAAGAGAACAGACUUCAUGAGCUGAAGUUUGCACGGCAGAAAUCUGCUUAUUUCUAUCUCUCUGCUGCUGGAACGGUUUUUGAUCCAGAAAUGUCUGAUGCUCGCAUUUGGUGGGCUAUAAACGGGGUGCUUACAACUGUCGUCGACGAUUUCUUUGACGUUGGAGGAUCAAGAGAAGAAUUGGAAAACCUCAUUUCACUAGUAGAGAUGUGGGAUGAGCAUCACAAAGAGGAGCUCUACUCUGAACAAGUAGAGAUUGUAUUUUUUGCCAUCUUCAAUUCAGUUAAUCAGCUUGGAGCAAAGGUUUCUGCUGUACAAGGCCGUGAUGUGACCAAACACCUAAUAGAAAUAUGGCUAGAUUUGCUUAGGUCCAUGAUGACCGAGGUAGAAUGGAGGAUCAGCAACUACGUGCCUACACCAGAGGAGUACAUGGAAAAUGCGGCCAUGACAUUUGCAUUGGGCCCAAUUGUGCUCCCAGCUUUGUAUCUUGUCGGACCAAAGAUCCCUGAAUCUGUCGUCAGAGAUUCAGAGUACAACGAGUUGUUCAGACUGAUGAGCACAUGUGGUCGUCUCCUGAAUGAUGUUCAGACAUACGAGAGGGAGGAUGGCGAGGGCAAGGUGAACAGUGUGUCGCUGCUUGUCAUUCAGAGCGGCGGUUCAGUGUCCAUCGAAGAGGCUAGAAGAGAGAUCAUGAAGCCGAUCGAGAGAUGCAGGAGAGAGCUGCUGGGGCUGGUGCUCAGGAGAGGCAGCGCCGUCCCCGGGCCGUGCAAGGAGCUGUUCUGGAAGAUGUGCAAGGUCUGCUAUUUCUUCUACUCCCGUGGCGACGGCUUCAGCUCGCCGACGGCGAAGUCCGCCGCCGUGGACGCGGUGAUCCGCGACCCACUCGAUCUCGCCGCCGUCGUCGCAAGCCAAGAACCCAUAUAUAUCAUUCCUGCUUCGUGACUCGUGAGGAAAUUGAACUAGAGAUGUGAUCGUGGAUGAAGAAACUGUGAACGUGUUGGAGAUUGAACACGGGACCUUAGGGUUGAAACCACGUACCCCUUUCUACUGCACUAUCAAGUGCAUCUCCUGCUCUUUCUUUUAUGAGAUAACGGAAAUAUUUUAAGUCUCCGUACGCAUGUAGUCAUUAGUUAGUUAAUUCUGUUUGGACGCCUAGUGCCCGCAGCGUGAGGAUAAGCUCGCAGCGUGCGGAUCGUGGGGAUGGAAGCGGAUCAAACCGCG